Messenger RNA from Schistosoma curassoni, 3378 nucleotides. The record is from the annotation of a GenBank genome assembly. Lineage: Eukaryota; Metazoa; Platyhelminthes; Trematoda; Strigeidida; Schistosomatidae.
AUGCCACAAAGAAAAGGAUUAUUAGCUCCACAAAAUACUUUUCUUGAUACAAUUGCAACACGAUUUGAUGGAACACAUAGUAAUUUUGUAUUGGGUAAUGCACAAGUACAUGAUUAUCCUAUUGUAUAUUGUUCUGAUGGAUUUGUUGAAUUAACUGGUUAUAAUAGAUCACAAAUUAUGUCAAAAUGUUGCUCAUGUAGUUUCCUUUGGGGUGAACGAACCGAUGAUAAUGCAAAACAAUCAAUAUUAAAUACAUUAGAAAAGAAAUGUGAAUUACAGAUUGAAAUACAAUUUCAUAAGAAGACAAAUGAACCAUUUCUAUGUUUAUUGGAUAUUGUACCAAUUAAAAAUGACAAAUCACAAGUUGUUCUAUUUCUUGUAUCUCAUAAAGAGUUAUCACCUGAUCGACAUGGACGAAAUAAAGCCAACUAUAGUAUACCGGAAUCAAGUUUAAAAGUACCAUAUAUGUUAUCUGCUCAACAUUUAACUGGAACAUCUCCAUCAAAUAAAACACCAAAUUUAUUAACAAUGGGACUAGCAACAACAAUUACAGCAGCAGUUCUUGGUUCAACUGGAUUUCGUAAUAAUAAAUUAUUAGAUUAUUUAAGUGUUACAAAGAAUACAACAACAAUACCACCCCCACUACCACCAUCACUACCAACAACAACUACUAUUACUCAUAAUAAAUUAGAUAGAAAUACUUCAAUUGUAAGUAGGAAAUUAUCAGAUCGUACUUCCAUUGAGUCGAGUAAAUCACUAGCGAAAUAUUCAUCAACAAGUAAUAAUAGUGUAAUAAAUGAUGUUCUCAAUAGUUCAAAACAAAAUAUUCUAUUAGAUCCAAUUGAUGUUGAAAGUGGUCCACUUUUAAUAACAGAAUAUAAAAGUAAUGGUAAUAAUAAUAAUAAUAACGGUAAUAAAUUAUUGGAUCCUACACGUUUAAUAGUUCAUGAAUCUGAUUCAACGGAUACAUCAAGUGAUGAAUCAAGUAAUUUAACUAAUGAUCCAUCAACUGUUUAUAAAUUUCAACGAAGACGAAGUCGGGCUGUAUUAUAUCAUUUAUCUGGACGAUUUGAUCAAAAAUCUAAGCAUAAAUUACCAUUUAAAAAAUUUCAACGUAUUUCUGGCAAAGAAACAAUACCUGAAUAUAAAGUUCAAGAUGUACAAGCAUCAAGAUUUAUAUUAUUACAUUAUAGUUUAUUUAAAAUUAUUUGGGAUUGGAUGAUCUUAUUAUGUACAUUUUAUAUUGCUAUAAUGGUACCAUAUAAUGCAGCAUUUUCUCAGGGAGGUGAUGAAAAAGAUUUAAUUAUAUGUGAUAUUAUUGUGGAAUUAUUAUUUAUUAUAGAUAUUAUAUUAAAUUUUUGGACUACAUAUGUUAGUAAAAGUGGGCAAGUUGUAUAUCAUUUAAAAGCCAUUGCUAUCAAUUAUUUACGUGGUUGGUUCUUUCUUGAUUUAUUGGCGGCUAUUCCAUUCGAUGUUAUUUUAGCUGUAAAUAAUCCUGAAAUACAAGGAACUAUUGGUGAAAUGAAUAAAAUUCCAGGAAUUAAUGUUAUGACAAACUUUGAAAAUUGUAAAUGUGAUAUAUUUGGUAGUGAUAUGGAUGAUUUGCCUAUAUUGGGAUAUUCAGCUUAUAAUGUUAAAUCAUUAACAUAUUGUGAAUUACAAUGUAUAGCAUUAGAUCAUCAAUUACAAGAAAUAUUUGAUCAAUAUCCACAAUUUCGAAAACAAUUUGCUUUAGCCAUUUCAGAAGAAUUAUCAUUUAAUUUAAGAGCUGGAUUCGAUCCAACUUCGUCUUUAGAGCUGAUUCCCGCAAUCACUGUCACUACUGAUAAGAAUACAGGUUUUGAAGAUCAUUCCGAUGAUGAUGAUAUUAGUAAUAAAUCUCAUGAAAUAAUCAAUGAUGAAUGCAUUUUACUAACUAAUUCACAGAAUAAAACAUCAUUGAACAAGAAAGACGACGAUGAAGAUGAUGAUGAUGAUAAUGAUGACGAUGAUGAUGAUGAUGAUGAUGAUGAUAGAACUAUGACCCAUGAAACAGGUAAACAAUUCAUAAAUAUAAAAACAAGAAAUUUAAAAAACUCUCUAAACGAUCAUCGUCUUGACAACCAAUUCAAUGAGAAACAAAUAAAACUAUUUGAAAAUUUAAAUUCUUCGCAAAAAAUUAAAAAAAAAUUUAUUCAUAUCAAACAAAAUUCAUUAGAUUUAUAUACAAAACAUUUUGAAAAAUUAAAUAAAUUGAAUCAUACUUUAUCUAUUGAACAAUUGAAUCAAUUGAAUAAAACAAACAAUAUUAAUACUACUAUUCAUACUACUCAUAACACUAAUAAUAGUAGUAAUAAUUAUAAUUGGGAUAAUAAUGAAUCUAAGACGAAGUUUUACUUUCAUUAUCCAAUUAUGAAUUCAUUUCAUUCAUUUGAAAAUCUUAUGGACAAAUCUAAAAUGAAUAUUACAACAUUAUACUUAAAUUAUAAAUGUAAAUCAUUCGAUGAUAUUUAUCAUAUUGGUAAAUCAUUUAGAACUUAUAUUCGAAAUGAAUCUAUUUAUAAUACUGACAGUUACGGUCAAGAUGAAAAUUACAAUCAAAUAAAUGAUGUGUUCAUCAAUUCAAACAACAUUAACAAUACUACAACUACUACUACUCCUCCUCCUGCUACUCCUGCUCCUACUACUACUAUUAACAAUAAUAAUAAUAAUAAUUGUAAUAAUAAUGAUAAUAAUAAUAGUAGUAAUGGUAAUAGUAAUAAUACUAAUGAUAAAGUAACAAAACAAAAUCAGCUGAUUUCAACCCUUUAUAUUAAUUUCUAUCAAACCCAAAAUGAUAUUACUUUAAUCAAAUCAGAAUUGAUACAAAUGAAUCAAAAACUUGAUAGAAUACAAAAAGAUUUUAAUGAAUUUACUAAAUAUUUUAUUAAAAAUGAAAAUUCAUUCAAUAAUCAAUCCAUACCUCUUAAUACUUCUAAUAAUAAUAAUAAUAAUAUUGAGAAACGAUUGAAAAUGAUACAUUCAGUUGCUGGGAAUGAUACUGUCUCUUCAACACAAACAAACAUUGCUCAUAGUAACAAUAAUAAUAUUAACAAUGAUAAUAAUAAUAACAGUAUUAGUAAUAAUAAUGUUAAAAAUUCAAAAGAUGGCUUAUCCCCUUCUAAAUCUAUUAUACCAACAACAAUAAUGAAUUCACGUCCAUGUUUACAUCAAUAUGGUAGAACACAUCAUUAUUCACCAGAGAAUCGUGUAGUGACAUUUCAAUUACCACCACGUAAUUAUGAUUUUCGUAGUCAAAGUUUAACUAGUUCAAGACAAAUUUCACCUGAAACACCAAAAUCUAAUCCAAUUAAAAAAUUAUUACAUAAACAUCCAUCUAUAUCACAUGAUCUUAAUUAA